Molecule: messenger RNA, 679 nt
Organism: Sorghum bicolor (sorghum)
Lineage: Eukaryota; Viridiplantae; Streptophyta; Magnoliopsida; Poales; Poaceae
Product: cytochrome b-c1 complex subunit 6
Exons: 4
Coding region: 145-354 (69 amino acids)
Biological process (GO): mitochondrial electron transport, ubiquinol to cytochrome c
Source: RefSeq, a predicted model, not a curated record
AGUCUAGUCUCUACCGUACCGUACCAGCAGCAAACCGCCCGCCCCGCUCCGCUUCCCCCCCCAAAUCCAAUCCCCCCCCAACCCUAGCAUCGGAUCUGAUCCUCCUCCACUUCGUUCGUUCGUCCACGGUCUCCGCCAGUCGCCAUGGAGGACGAGGAACUUGUUGAUCAGAAGAAAUAUCUUGAGGAACGAUGCAAGCCACAGUGUGUAAAAUCGCUUUAUGAGUAUGAGAAAUGUGUCAAGAGAGUUGAGAGUGAUGAGACUGGUCACAAACACUGCACUGGGCAAUAUUUUGAUUACUGGUCAUGCAUUGACAAAUGUGUAGCACCAAAGCUCUUUAAGAAGCUCAAAUGAUAAAUGUGAUUCUACUUUGGAAGUGUUACAAACGAUGACGCUAAGCGACUUCUGACAUUGUGAAUCGGAUUUGCAUUACCUUGACACCUUUGGAAAGUGUCUGAGCUCGUAGAUCUUGCAAUAAAACAACAAAUUUCCUUUGCUGGCAUGUGUGUCUCUUUGGACUGUGCAUGGAUAAGUUGAUGAGUGAAUCUGGUGUCAAUCUUGCUCUUUUACGUGCUGUUUUGUGGGAAAACAUAUUAUCAAUUAGCUUUUCUGUGAGGAAAACUAUAUUUCGAGUGAACUGUAAAGAGAACGAACCUGAUCCUAUUCUAGUUUGGCUUCA